AUGAAUGCUCUUGCAGCCACCAACCGCAACUUUCGUCAUGCAGCUCGCAUUCUUGGGCUGGAUUCUAAGCUUGAGAAAAGCCUCUUGAUUCCCUUUAGAGAAAUCAAAGUUGAGUGUACAAUUCCAAAAGAUGAUGGCACUCUGGUUUCUUAUGUUGGGUUUAGAAUCCAACAUGACAAUGCUCGUGGGCCGAUGAAGGGAGGAAUCCGUUACCACCCUGAGGUUGACCCAGAUGAAGUGAAUGCUCUAGCUCAACUAAUGACAUGGAAGACAGCUGUAGCAAACAUUCCUUAUGGUGGAGCUAAGGGUGGGAUUGGGUGCAACCCAAGGGACUUGAGUAUCAGUGAAUUAGAACGGUUAACUCGUGUGUUUACUCAGAGGAUCCAUGAUCUCAUUGGAAUUCACAGGGAUGUUCCUGCCCCUGACAUGGGAACUAAGGCCCAGACAAUGGCUUGGAUUCUUGAUGAGUACUCAAAGUUUCAUGGGCAUUCACCUGCAGUUGUGACUGGAAAACCUAUUGAUCUUGGGGGUUCACUUGGAAGGGAGUCUGCGACUGGACUUGGGGUGGUUUUCGCAACAGAGUCUGUACUUGCUGAAUAUGGGAAGUCAAUUUCUGGUAUGAAGUUUGUUAUCCAGGGUUUUGGAAAUGUUGGAUCAUGGGCAGCCAAGUUGAUCCAUGAUAGAGGGGGUAAGAUCGUUGCUGUUAGUGACAUCACUGGUGCAAUUAAAAAUCCAGUUGGAAUUGAUAUUCCAGCUCUGCUGAGAUACAAAGAGAGCAACGCAAGUUUGAAAGAAUUCCAAGGGGCAGAUGCUAUGGACCCGAAUGACUUGCUUGUUCAUGAAUGUGAUGUUCUCAUUCCAUGUGCCCUAGGAGGGGUCAUUAACAAGGAAAAUGCAGCUGAUGUGAAGGCAAAAUUCAUAAUAGAAGCUGCAAAUCAUCCCACUGACCCUGAAGCAGAUGAGAUUUUGGCCAACAAGGGAGUUGUUAUUCUCCCCGACAUAUAUGCAAAUGCCGGUGGUGUGACGGUGAGCUACUUUGAAUGGGUUCAGAAUAUUCAAGGAUUUAUGUGGGAAGAAGAAAAAGUUAACUGUGAGCUUAAAAGGUACAUGCACAAGGCUUUCCUUGACAUCAAAGCAAUGUGUCAAAUUCAUAACUGCAACUUGAGAAUGGGAGCUUUUACUCUUGGGGUGAACCGGGUUGCGCGUGCUACGAUCUUGAGGGGCUGGGAAGCAUGA
This is a messenger RNA of Prunus armeniaca (apricot), 1236 nucleotides long. Lineage: Eukaryota; Viridiplantae; Streptophyta; Magnoliopsida; Rosales; Rosaceae. The record is from the annotation of a GenBank genome assembly.